This is a messenger RNA of Eruca vesicaria subsp. sativa (arugula), 1455 nucleotides long. The record is from the annotation of a GenBank genome assembly. NCBI's taxonomy places the organism in Eukaryota, Viridiplantae, Streptophyta, Magnoliopsida, Brassicales, Brassicaceae.
CUUGCUCGCUCAUGUACAAUAGAUCCGUUUGUCUUAUUCUUUUUGAGAUCUAGUUAAAUAUUGAACCACACUAAUCAUAAGUACGUAUUUUGUCAACAAAAAAAAAGCAUAUGUACGUAGAAGGGUUAUUAGAUUUUACUUGCUACAUAAUGUGGUUGCAUAACACGUUUAUAUCACUAAGCUUUUGUUUGUUUAUACAUUUUCUCCAGUAUUUCCCCUAAUUUAAUUAAAUGUAACACUGAGCUGUUUGUUUUCUUCUGAACAGGCCUAUGGAUUGGAAAAAAUUGUUAGUCAAUAGCCUUGUUUGAACUCAGUUGAUUAUAAACCACAAGUAUAAUCCCUCUUAUGGCAAAACAGCACCUUUGUCUCACUCUUCUUACCAAACACUAAAACAAGCAAAAGGAAUCGUUUUUUUCUUUCUUGUAACUUUUGUGUUUCGCAAUUACAUAAUUUAUUCUUUAUAAAAAGUGACUCUCAAGAGUCUCAACAUUUGCAGCUAAUUGACUCAGCAUUUUCAUUCACACCAGUCACCAAUGGAAAACUCAAACACUGAUUCAGAAGUUUUCUCUUGGUUUCAAAACCAGAACCAAAGCCAUUGUCUUAAGUUUCCUUCUUCUUGCUUUCCACCGACCUCUCACUCUGCUUUUUAUGGAUCUAGCUCAGUGAGCAACACUGAGACUAACACUAUGGACGAAGAAGACGUCUGUGAAAGCUACAAGACGCGUGAGAUAACCAAGAAACGGAAGCUGACACCAAUCCAAUUGCGUUUACUAGAGGAGAGUUUCGAAGAAGACAAAAGACUCGAACCAGACAGGAAACUCUGGCUGGCCGAGAAGCUGGGUUUGCAGCCGAGUCAAGUUGCUAUUUGGUUCCAAAACAGAAGGGCUAGGUUCAAGACCAGACAACUAGAGUUCGACUGUGACUCUCUUAAGGCUAGCUAUGCUAAGCUCAAGACCGAUAGGGACAUUCUCUUUCUACAAAACCAAGCCCUCAAGAACAAGGUUGCUCUUCUCAAAGCGGAGCUGAAAAUGCAAGAGAAACUUGAAACUAAGUCUAUGGAAGCCGAGAAGCUUGGGGAAGAAGGUAGCUCGGUGAAAAGCGAUAAUACGCAUUACAGUCAAGAAGAACCAUGGUGGGGAAAUAAUCCAUACAGCUUCCCGGAGCUUGCAGCUCUCGGAUUUUACUAUGAUCCAUCUUUGAGUGCUUCAAAUCUAGGGUUAUGAGCUUGUGACACUGUUAGGUCUACAUCCCGUGUGGCCCAAGAUAAUAACCUAUCUGUUUCCUUAUUUUUCUUAGGGUUGAAAUAUUUUCAUGGAAUGGUAACAAAAUGAUCUAAUAAAUAAAAUAUUAAUUUUCUUAAAUAUACGUUAUGUUAAAGUACUACGACAUUUCAUACAAUUCGACCGACAAGACCAUAUUUUUCAAUGCCUAGAGAAUCCAAAGGUAGUAUUUUUC